CGCGUGGAGGGGCGGCAGCCAAUCACCGUGCGUGGCGUGCCCGGAGGGCGGGGCGUGGGGAGCGCAGGGAGCGGACGGGAGCGGGCCGGGAGCAGCGGCGAGAUCGGGGUCAGGAUGAGGGUGCGCAGGCUGUGGGUGCUCGUGCUGCUGCUCGGGCUGGCUCAGAUCGCCCUCCUGGCGCGGGGCGCGGCUGCCCAGGAGGAGGAGGACGGAGACGGAGAAUCUGUUACAAAAGAAGCCGAUGAUGACAGUGAUGAUGAUGAAGAUGAUGAUGAAGAUGAAGAUGAUGAUGAUUCUGUAGUUAAAGAAGAAAAUGGUGUAUUAGUCUUGAAUGAUGCAAACUUUGACACCUUUACUGCGGACAAGGAUACUGUGCUGCUGGAGUUCUACGCACCUUGGUGUGGGCAUUGCAAGCAGUUUGCUCCUGAGUAUGAAAAGAUAGCCAAAACUCUGAAGGAAAAUGACCCUCCUAUUCCUGUUGCCAAAAUAGAUGCUACUGCAGCCACUUCACUAGCAAGUCGUUUUGACGUCAGUGGCUACCCAACCAUCAAAAUCCUGAAAAAAGGCCAGCCUGUUGACUAUGACGGUUCUAGGACGGAAGAUGCAAUUGUGGCCAAAGUGAAGGAGGUCUCUGACCCCAGUUGGACCCCUCCACCCGAAGCUACUCUGGUAUUGACCCAGGAUAAUUUUGACGAUGUCGUGAAUGGUGCUGACAUAAUCCUGGUGGAGUUCUAUGCUCCAUGGUGUGGACACUGCAAAAGGCUUGCUCCAGAAUACGAGAAGGCUGCCAAGGAGCUCAGCAAGCGCACGCCUCCAAUUCCCUUAGCUAAGGUUGAUGCCACUGCUGAAACUGAGCUUGCCAAGAAGUUUGAUGUUACUGGCUACCCAACUCUCAAAAUCUUCCGCAAGGGCAAACCUUAUGACUACAGUGGGCCACGGGAAAAAUAUGGUAUUGUCGACUACAUGAUUGAACAGGCUGGUCCUCCAUCCAAACAGAUUCAGGCUACCAAGCAGGUACAGGAAUUUCUGAGGGAUGGGGAUGAUGUCAUCAUCAUUGGUGUCUUUAGUGGAGAGAAUGACAAAGCCUAUCAGCUCUAUCAGGAAGCAGCUAACGGUUUGAGAGAAGAUUAUAAGUUUCAUCACACCUUCAGCAAUGAGAUUGCAAAACUACUGAAAGCAUCUCCAGGAAAACUAGUUGUCAUGCAGCCAGAAAAAUUUCAGUCAAAGCAUGAGCCCAAGAUGCACAUUCUGAAUCUUAAAGAUUCUACAGAUGGGUCAGAGAUUAAAGAGCAUGUGCUAAAACAUGCUUUGCCUCUAGUUGGUCAUCGGAAGCCCUCCAAUGAUGCCAAGAGAUAUGCUAAGCGUCCUCUAGUGGUGGUCUAUUAUUCUGUGGACUUCAGUUUUGACUACCGAGUUGCUACCCAGUACUGGAGAGGCAAAGUCCUGGAAGUGGCCAAAGACUUUCCUGAAUAUGUGUUUGCUGUUUCUGAUGAGGAGGAUUAUUCUUCUGAAAUAAAAGAUUUGGGCCUGCUUGAGAGUGGAGAGGAUGUCAAUGUUGCCAUUCUGGAUGAAGGUGGCAAGAAAUAUGCCAUGGAGCCAGAAGAGUUUGACUCUGAUGUACUCAGACAGUUUGUGCUGGCAUUCAAAAAAGGAAAACUGAAGCCAAUUGUGAAGUCCCAGCCAGUGCCAAAAAAUAACAAAGGGCCUGUGAAAGUGGUAGUGGGUAAAACUUUUGAUACCAUAGUAAUGGAUCCAAAGAAUGAUGUUCUCAUAGAGUUCUAUGCCCCAUGGUGUGGACACUGCAAGAAACUUGAACCAGUGUAUACAGAGCUAGGCAAAAAAUACAAGAAUGAGAAAAAUCUAGUUAUAGCCAAGAUGGAUGCUACCGCCAACGACGUGACAAAUGACCACUACAAAGUGGAAGGAUUCCCCACCAUCUACUUUGCUCCGAGGGACAAGAAGAACAACCCUAUUAAAUUUGAAGGCGGGGACAGAGAUUUAGAGCAUUUGAGCAAAUUUAUAGAGGAGCAUGCAACAAAACUCUCCAGAACAAAAGAAGAGCUUUAGAUAAGUUGAGGGUGGCGAAGAAAAAUUGUUUGUACGUUGUAGUUAAAAUCAAGUUACUGACAAAACUUCGUGAGAGAAGAGUUAAGCAGUUUGAGCAAAGAGAUUCUUGAGCAGUAAAGUAAUUGCAGUAUCUUUUUUUUUUAUAUAUGGCAGAAGAGUUUUUUUCUGGACACUGAACUUAAUACUCUAAUAUGAAUGUCUUGUCUUAGUUAUGGUUUUGAUCUUUGGAGAAAAAUACAUCCUUUAUUUUUUGUGACUA
This is a messenger RNA of Pseudopipra pipra, 2326 nucleotides long. It is a transcript of the gene PDIA4, whose product is annotated as protein disulfide isomerase family A member 4. Lineage: Eukaryota; Metazoa; Chordata; Aves; Passeriformes; Pipridae. Gene Ontology annotation, biological process: protein folding; response to endoplasmic reticulum stress. Gene Ontology annotation, cellular component: endoplasmic reticulum lumen; endoplasmic reticulum; cell surface. Bases 115 to 2067 code for a protein of 650 amino acids. The record is from RefSeq and is a predicted model, not a curated record. Gene Ontology annotation, molecular function: protein disulfide isomerase activity. The transcript has 10 exons.